UACAAUUGAAGUCCACAAUAUUGUUAAUAAAUAAUGGCAGUAACAUUCAUUCAGAAAUUUUAAAUAUAUGUCAAAAUUAGCUUCCCGGUAAAACAUUUCACAAGUGUCAAUAUACAAAAUGAUAAUUUUUUAGUUGUCAAUGAAUGACAACUUUUUUCUUUAUGAAAUAGAAAUGUGUUUAUGCAUGUGUGAUCGGAAUUUAUCGAUGUGUGAAAUGGAGAAACAAUCCAUAUUACAUGCAAUCCAUGAUAAUGAUGAAGAAAGAUUACAAGAAGGGUUACGGAAAAUUAUCACAUAUUUCUCAGAUAUUUGUAAAAAUCAUGACCACCAUCAAAACCCUAUAAACUGGACCCUGUUCAAAGCUGUAGAGCAUAAUAAUAUUCGAAUGAUUAAACUUAUUCUUGAUGUUCAGUGCGAUCUACUUGCAGAAAAUGAAUAUGGAAAUACUGCAUUAUCUUUAGCAUGCUACAAAACUGAAUCACUUGAUAUUAUUAAAGAAUUAUUGGAUCGAGGCGCUUCUGUGCAUACUAUUAAUAAGCGAGGAGAAACCCCUCUCAUGAUAGCAUGCGCAUAUUCAAAUAUUCAUGUUGUGAAAUUAUUAUUGGAAUAUGGCUCUGAUCUUGAAAAGGUUGACAAUGAAAAUUUUACUGCAUUAUGGCAUGCAAGAUGGAGUAAUAAUAAUGAUAUAGUAAAUGAACUUUUAAAAGCUGGUGCAAAGAAUAUUGUACCUAGUGCAUUAGAUGCAGUGUUAUUAAAUGAUAUCGAUGCAUUAAUAGAAGCUAUAGACAAAAGUUGUGAUUUAAAUGAAACAGACUCCAGCGGUGAUACUGCUUUACAUAAUGCAGUACAAAUGGGAUAUAAUGAAAUGGUUAUAUUGUUAUUGGAUGCAGGUUGUUCAGUGAAAAUUCAAAAUUCUUGUGGAGAUACCGCAUUACAUUUGGCUUGCGUACCCGGUAUUUCAUCAGAAAUUAUAGAAAUGUUAGUGAAAGCUGAUAAAGAUAUUGUUAAUAUAAGUAAUUACCGUGGUGCGUAUCCAAUUAUGGAAGCUAGUUAUUCUUGUGAUUUAAAAAUUAUAGAUAUUUUAAUAAAAGCUGGAGCUAAUUUGAAUGUAUCAUGUGAUAAUCAUACUGCUUUAUGGGAUGCUAGACUUGCCAAUAAAAUGGAUAUUUACCAAAAAUUACUUGAAGAAGGCAUAAACCCUUUGCUUGGUGGUGAAUUGCAAUAUUAUGUACAAUUUUUGUUCAAUAUGUGGUGUACUGAUUCGGAAACGGUAAUUAAAAUUUUACACUCGAAUAAACAUUUGAAAACUACAGGAUUUGUUCAAAUUGCAUCAAAUCAUAGAUACAGCUUGAAUCAUGUGAAAGAGUUUGUCCAAGCUUUGAGUGAUGCUGGAAUUGACGUGCAUUUUGUAGACGGUUCAGCUUAUAGUGAUGCUGGAAUUGAUAUACCUUUUAUAGAAUGCCCAGUUCAAAGCUCUCCUUAUGCUUUGACUAUAUUUUUUACAGAUGCUUCUGAAGAUCUAAUAUUCUGGUUAGCAUCACAAAGUUGUGCUAUAGAACCAAUUGUUUUGAAUGAGUCAGAUAAAUUCAGUCUUAAACACAUAUGUAGAACAUUUAUUCGAAAAGCAUUAUCCGAAACUGUUCACUCAAAGCAUCAAUUUGAUUUAGCUUUGCGUCAAUUAGACUUGCCUAUUGAUGUGAUGUUAUACAUAAAAUACUUGAAAUAAUAUUGAAGGAUAUAUAGUUCAAAUAGAGGUGAAAUCAAGAACUAAGUUACAAUUAUGUUUCUUCUCAAACAACUUGUUACAUUUAAAAAUAAUAAAGAAUUGAUUUAAUAUAUGUGG
Messenger RNA from Ctenocephalides felis (cat flea), 1843 nucleotides. RefSeq names its product putative ankyrin repeat protein RF_0381. The transcript is spliced from 4 exons. The coding region runs from base 140 to 1726 and encodes 528 amino acids. Gene Ontology annotation, biological process: protein localization to ciliary inversin compartment. Lineage: Eukaryota; Metazoa; Arthropoda; Insecta; Siphonaptera; Pulicidae. Gene Ontology annotation, cellular component: ciliary inversin compartment. Gene Ontology annotation, molecular function: protein binding. The record is from RefSeq and is a predicted model, not a curated record.